Messenger RNA from Adineta ricciae, 1140 nucleotides. The record is from the annotation of a GenBank genome assembly. Lineage: Eukaryota; Metazoa; Rotifera; Eurotatoria; Adinetida; Adinetidae.
AUGCCUGUGAAUGGUAACGAGCGAACGUACAAUAUCUUAAUAACAGGAUGCAAUGGAUAUAUUGGUAGAUUAUGUUACGGUGCUUUGAGACAGAACACAUCUUUUCGUCUGAUUCUGACAGAUCGAAUUGUUGGAACGGAUAGUCACAAUCGAUUUGGAAUUGAGCAUGUCGACAAUACAAAAGAUUAUUCGAUUCCCGAAACUGACGUACAUGUUAUUGAUUUAGUGAAUGAAAAGAAGAAACUAGGUGAACUGUUUGAAAAGUACAAAAUAGAUCUCGUUAUUCAUCUGGCUAGUGCUUUGGAAAACAAUACCAUUGAAGUGAUCAAGAGCAAUGAGGUAAUUAAUGACAAUGUGUUGGAUCUAUGUGAUAAAUAUAAAUCCCAUUGCAUCGCCGCGAGUUCGAUCCGAAUGUUCUAUGGGANUGACGUACAUGUUAUUGAUUUAGUGAAUGAAAAGAAGAAACUAGGUGAACUGUUUGAAAAGUACAAAAUAGAUCUCGUUAUUCAUCUGGCUAGUGCUUUGGAAAACAAUACCAUUGAAGUGAUCAAGAGCAAUGAGGUAAUUAAUGACAAUGUGUUGGAUCUAUGUGAUAAAUAUAAAUCCCAUUGCAUCGCCGCGAGUUCGAUCCGAAUGUUCUAUGGGAAUUGUAUAACUCAUCCGAUAAUAUCGAAGAUCUUUCGGCGGAAUCAAGAUGUCCAAUGUCCGGAAAAUGAACGGUUGAAUAGUGAAACAGUUCUAUGUAACAACGAAAAGACAAUCCAAUUAUUUUCAAAAGAAGGCUGGCAAGAAGCACUUGUCUAUGUUCAAACUAAGGAACAAUUAGAAAGAUUAUGUCGACAGAUCUCCUCGUCGAACCCGUCGAUAACAUUAGUUGCUGUUCGGUUCGGCUGGUGUUCUGUCAAGUCGCCUUAUGAGAUUGAAAGAGAAUCUGCAACUGACGAUUCCUGCACACAAACAUCGAUUAUUCUUCACCCUGAUGAUCUACAAACAUUUGUACAGCGACUUGUUCAAUGUAUCAUCGAGAAAACAAUUCUAGGUUUUCAUGUAUACACGUGCAUAUCGGAAAAUAAACAACGAUGGGCUUCAUUGCAUCGAGAGAAAGAAGAACUUGAUUGGACACCACAACAUCUGUGUUAA